This is a messenger RNA of Cheilinus undulatus (humphead wrasse), 2736 nucleotides long. RefSeq lists its product as uncharacterized. The record is from RefSeq and is a predicted model, not a curated record. NCBI's taxonomy places the organism in Eukaryota, Metazoa, Chordata, Actinopteri, Labriformes, Labridae. The transcript is spliced from 9 exons. Bases 115 to 1758 code for a protein of 547 amino acids.
AGGAAGUUCCAUUAGGUUUUGAUAAAUCAUUCCUGAUUUAUGACUACUUCUUAGAAGAAUCAAGCUGAUAGGAACAUUUGAUACUCUAAUUCGAUCUGAGAGAAUACAUCAGUCAUGAUCAGGGCCGAAGUUGGGUGUGUGUUUAUGGGACUCAUCAUGUGCAUCUCAGGGUUCCUGGAACCACCAAACCACCGCAUCUGUGCUCUAAAAAGUUCCACAGUGAAUCUGCCCUGUAUAACCAAAAACAACAAGACAAAUAUGAGAUGGUACACUCUGUUUGCGUAUAACAGCCUAAGCCAGAGGGAGGUUAAUUAUGACACUGAUGACAUUUUUGAAGACAAUCAUCAAACUCUAACGAUCAAAGAUGUGAGAGAAAGUGAUGAGGAUUAUUACUGCUGCGCAGAGAACGCUGAACAACCUGGCAUCUGCUGGAACAAACGUAUUCAGCUCCGUGUCGCAGACCUGCAGGUAAAGGUGAUUCCUGCCACAGAGGGACAGAAGGUAACACUGAUGUGUAGCACCAGCUGUCCUCUGACUGAAAGCCCUUCAGCCUACAUCUGGUACAAGAACGGAGAGUUCCUCUAUGAGGACUGGUCUCCCUGGUACCAAGAGCUGGUCAGCAGUGACAGAGAAUCCAGGUACUCCUGUGCUGUCAAAGGCUACGAGGAUUUUAGAGCACCUGAAGUCUCAGUGAAUUUUGUUGACAGAAGAUGCUUUGGUGUGACCUACACUGAUAUUAAAUACUGUCCAAGUUGGUGGUCAAAUGGAACCUGCUUCAUCCUUUAUCCCAUGAAAGUCUGGGUUGUAAGCACUCACAAUGGAGACCAACUGACCUGUCACGACAGCUGUGUAAAUAAAGGAAACUGUUGGAGAGUGAACUAUGUCAGCAGGAGAAUCUGUGCUCUUGAAGGCUCUUCAGUGAAUAUUACAAGUGAAUAUUCACAUCCUUCCAAUCAGUGGCCCAAGCAUAAACACUGGUAUAAAUUAAAGAAUGGUAGAGUGGAGGAUGCUGAGAUGAUGACUGAGGCUGUGGAUCGAGUCAGGUUCUAUGACAACAUGAAGAACCAACACAUCCUUAAAAUGACGAACCUGAAGAAGAAUGACUCAGCAGAAUACAGAUUCAGACUGCAACAAGAUGAUAAAGAAUGGAGAAAGGCUGACAUACCCGGAGUUAAGAUCAUAGUUACAGAUCUAAGGGUGACAUUCAGUCCAUCUGCAGAGGUGACAGAAGGUCAAAGAGUCACGCUAACCUGCAGUACCAGCUGUCCUCUGACUGAUGAUGCAAACUACAUUUGGUACUGGAACACACAACUUUUGACCCCGCCAGAGAACCAAAGCAAACAUCUGAUUGUAGAAGCAGUCAGCAUGCAACAUGCAGGAAACUACUCCUGUGCUGUCAACACCCUGAACGACAUCAGAUCCAACGAGAAAACUCUCACUGUCCACAGGAAAAUGGGAACAUGGAUCCUAGCAGCUGCCACGGCUGCUUUUCUGGUUUUGAUGGUCCUCAUUGUCAUCUUCUGGAUAAGGAAGAAUUCUCCCACUCAGACUCCUCAGACAGAAACAUCAUCCAACAUGGAACAGCAAAACUCUGUUCCACUGUAUGAGAACACACCAGCUCCACCAGCAGAGCCGGAUGAUCCACUCUAUAGCAGAUCUCUCUUUACAAAGAACCAUCAGGGUCCUCUCUACUCCACCAUCCAGCCACAUCUUCAACAAGAACAGGAUGAUGAGCGGUAUAUUGUCGUAUUCAGAUGAAAACAUAGCUCCAGAGAGUGUAUAACUGUUGUAAUUAGAAACUAUUCCAGCAUAAUGUCUUGCUAAUUUUCCACGGCUAUAAAUAGUCUGUGAUGAUCAUUCAUGUGCAGUAGCAGUGCUCUCUGAAGAACACAUUCCAAUAAGCUAAAGCAGAGAGAGACUCCAGGUACUCUUUACUCAGGUUUUAUAAGUGUGAUGAUUUAAUUGAGUGAUUUUUUUAAGCUUGCAUUCAACAAUGCCUUUAAUGUGCAUCAAAGAUAAACUUUUGCACCUCAUUUUGCCACUCUGAUCUGCAGCAUCUUUGUUAUUAUUUACAUUUUAAUAAAAGUUAUGAAAUUUGGCUUUGGAUUUUUUUGUACAAGAAAUGUUUGAGAUAGCAUACAGCAAAGUACAAGAAAUGCAGUUCAUGUUUAAAGAGUAAAUAGACAACAGGCUAAAAAGAAGUAUUCCACUGCCCUCUCCUUCUGAUAGACAGUCUAUCUUUUAAUAUUUAUUCUGUCUCACUCCCUACUUUGAAUGGAGAAUGUAUUUGUACAAGCAUGUGCUCUUGUUAGACUCAACCUAGUAAACUUCUGCGCUAAUUGUAGAGAAAAGCAACUCAUUACGUUACUCACCUUAGCACAAAAAGUUGAUCAUUACUCAUUACUUCAUUAGCCAUUACUGGUAAACAUCACGAUAGUUUGUGAAAUAUGAUGCACUGCUGUCAAAUACACCACCUGGAAAGUGGUGAAUAUUAGCACAAUCUUAAAGAUGUAAGACAAUAAUAGCCUAUUUUAAACAGCAUUUGCCACAUUCGAAAAUGCAUGCAGCAAAAGGCUUGUUAUGCAGGGGAUUAACAAUACCCUUAAAUAUUUAAAAUAAAUAAAUAACUAAAGUUCAUGUAGGGGUGGGCGAUAUGGAAAAAAAUAUCAUAUCACGAUUUUUUUUAUGGCCAGAUGAUGAUCUCGAUUUUAUAACGAUUUUUUCCAUUUAAUUUUC